Molecule: messenger RNA, 786 nt
Organism: Physeter macrocephalus (sperm whale)
Lineage: Eukaryota; Metazoa; Chordata; Mammalia; Artiodactyla; Physeteridae
Product: DNA-directed RNA polymerase II subunit RPB1-like
Exons: 1
Coding region: 1-786 (261 amino acids)
Source: RefSeq, a predicted model, not a curated record
AUGCACCCUUGGGACCCCUACACACCGGUCCCCCCCGGAUGCACCCUUGGGACCCCUACACACCGGUCCCCCCCGGAUGCACCCUUGGGACCCCUACACACCGGCCUCCCCCGGAUGCACCCUUGGGACCCCUACACACCGGCCUCCCCCGGAUGCACCCUUGGGACCCCUACACACCGGCCUCCCCCGGAUGCACCCUUGGGACCCCUACACACCGGCCUCCCCCGGAUGCACCCUUGGGACCCCUACACACCGGCCUCCCCCGGAUGCACCCUUGGGACCCCUACACACCGGCCUCCCCCGGAUGCACCCUUGGGACCCCUACACACCGGCCUCCCCCGGAUGCACCCUUGGGACCCCUACACACCGGCCUCCCCCGGAUGCACCCUUGGGACCCCUACACACCGGCCUCCCCCGGAUGCACCCUUGGGACCCCUACACACCGGCCUCCCCCGGAUGCACCCUUGGGACCCCUACACACCGGCCUCCCCCGGAUGCACCCUUGGGACCCCUACACACCGGCCUCCCCCGGAUGCACCCUUGGGACCCCUACACACCGGCCUCCCCCGGAUGCACCCUUGGGACCCCUACACACCGGCCUCCCCCGGAUGCACCCUUGGGACCCCUACACACCGGCCUCCCCCGGAUCCCUUGGGACCCGUACACACCGGUCGCCCCCGGAUGCACCCUUGGGACCCCUACACACCGGCCUCCCCCGGAUGCACCCUUGGGACCCCUACACACCGGUCCCCCCCGGAUGCACCCUUGGGACCCCUCGGUCUUUAG